AUGGCGAGCAAUGCGAGCAAGGAAGAACGGCGUGUGGUGAUCUUCGACGUGGGCGGCGUGGUGGCCGACUCGCCGAUCAAUGCCAUCCGGGAAUUCUGCCGGGCGCGGCAAAUAGAGGAUUUGAACCCAUUCCUCUUUUCCUCCUCCGCUUGGCAUCGCCUGGAGCGAGAUCAACUGGCUUGGACGGACUUCCCGGAGGCGGCGUUGGCGGAAUGUCGAGAACGACAAUUUCAGCCGGGCGUUGCUUUGGGUGUUGAGGGCUGGCGGGACCUGCAGAAGGUCAUCAAGAGUGGUUAUGCACAACUGCGACCCGAGAUGUUGGAGGCCAUCCACAGGCUUCGCCAAGCUGGCUUCGUGGUUUGUGCCUUGACGAACAACUUCGCCGAGGCCAAAGGCUCGGCGGCAGCAGAGGCCCUGGCAAGGUUCCGAUCUCUCUUCGACCAUUUCAUCGAGUCUGCCUCCAGUGGCAUGCGAAAGCCGGAGGUGGCGUUCUAUCAGCACGCGCUGCAGACGAUAGGUUGCCGCGCCGAAGAGGCGAUCUUCUUGGAUGACAUCGGGAAGAACCUCAAACCCGCAGCAGCCAUGGGCAUUUGGACCAUCCACGUGGAAAAUGGCCGGCCGAAGCAGUACCUGGAAGCUCUUCAGAAGCUUCAGGCCCUGGUGAAGAUCCCUUUGAGCUCUGAACCGUCCAAGCUCUGA
Molecule: messenger RNA, 699 nt
Organism: Durusdinium trenchii
Lineage: Eukaryota; Dinophyceae; Suessiales; Symbiodiniaceae
Source: the annotation of a GenBank genome assembly